GGCCACCGCGGGAAUACGCGCGGUUAGUUUUACAGCAGAGGAAAGCGAGGAUUUGGGGCUUAGUGGCGAGCGUGAACGAGUGGCCGACUCUAACAGCUGUCUUCUGGAGUGAGAGACGGCAUGGAGGGUGAACAGAGCAGGCAGCCGGGCGGCGAGGCCGUGCGGCAGUGUGAGGAGGCGCCGCGUCCGAACCUCACGAAAAAGCAACUAUACAGGUUUGAUGGCCAAGAAACAAAAGGAUCUAAGUUCAUUACCUCCAAUGGAAGUGAUUUCAGUGACCCAGUUUACAAAGAGAUUGCUGUUACAAAUGGUUGUAUUAAUAGAAUGAGUAAGGAAGAACUCAGAGCUAAACUUUCAGAAUUUAAGCUUGAAACCAGAGGAGUAAAGGAUGUACUAAAGAAGAGACUGAAAAACUAUUAUAAGAAGCAGAAGCUGAUGUUGAAAGAGAGUAACUGUGCUGACAGUUACUAUGACUACAUUUGUAUUAUUGACUUUGAAGCCACUUGUGAAGAGGGUAACCCACCUGAGUUUAUACAUGAGAUAAUUGAGUUUCCUGUUGUUUUAUUGAAUACGCACACCUUAGAAAUAGAAGAUACAUUUCAGCAGUAUGUGAGACCAGAGAUCAACACACAACUUUCUGAUUUCUGCAUCAGUCUUACUGGAAUUACUCAGGAUCAGGUAGACAGAGCUGACACUUUCCCUCAGGUACUUAAAAAAGUAAUUGACUGGAUGAAGUUGAAGGAAUUAGGAACGAAAUAUAAAUACUGCAUAUUAACAGAUGGUUCAUGGGAUAUGAGUAAGUUCUUGAACAUUCAGUGCCAACUCAGCAGACUCAAAUAUCCUUCUUUUGCUAAAAAGUGGAUCAAUAUUCGAAAGUCAUAUGGAAACUUUUACAAGGUUCCUAGAAGCCAAACCAAACUGACAAUAAUGCUUGAAAAAUUAGGAAUGGAUUAUGAUGGGCGGCCUCACAGUGGUCUUGAUGAUUCUAAGAACAUUGCCAGAAUAGCAGUUCGAAUGCUUCAGGAUGGAUGUGAACUUCGAAUCAAUGAGAAAAUGCAUUCAGGACAGCUAAUGAGUGUGUCUUCUUCUUCACCAAUAGAGGGCACUCCAGCUCCACAAAUGCCACAUUUUAGAAAGUAACAUAUUUUGUCUGUCCAUCAUCCUAACUGGAGUUGCUACAAAGAGGUAGCAGAUGAAUACUAAUCAAAUUAGUCCUGCAGUGUAAACUUCAAGCACCUUAAACAUUUAAAAUCUUAUAACAGUUGUGAUAGGUGUGUGUAUGUGUGAGUAGAAUUUGUCACCAGCACUUUUGAUAUGACAGCAUGUGUUACACAGUAACAGUAAUUUAAGUUGUCCCUAAUGUGCUCAUUUUGGUUUUAAAAUACAUAAUUUUAUUGGCUUUUUCCUUAAAUUUCAUAGCUUUUUGAUGUUGAACUAGAGUGUAUGUCUACAUUAGCAUCAUUCUAUUAAAGCAUUUCUUAAAAAUGCAGAAAUAUGGAAAGGCAAGCUUUAUCUCCAUUUGAGUUUUGAAGUUUAUGUGUAUAUUUCGGCCACAAUCCUCCCUCAUUAUACUCGUUCAUUCCAGGACUGUUGACACUGAAGUCCCAGAGGCUCAAAUCCUUCACGUAGAGUGGCAUAGCAUUUGCAUAGAACCUGCAUACAUGCUCCCAUAUUACUUUACAUCAUCUCCAGAUACAGUACCUUAUAAAAUGUAAAUACUAAGUAAAUAGUUUAUGCUGUGUUAUUUAGGGAAUAAUGACAAGAAAAAGAAGUCUAAGUGUUCAGUACACAUAGAAGCAUCCUAAGCCUAACCGUACCACACACAAACCCAGCUGCAGGAUGUACAGUUCACACCAGGGGGAGCAUGAGGAUCUGAAAUGGCAGGAGGCUGAAGCAGGGUGUGCCACACAGCACUCCAUUUCUGUGGAUUCGACACAGUGCUUGGCACGUUUUGCCUUUUGGAACGCUUUCCCUAAAUAUUUUAAUUCUGCAGUUGGUUGAAUCCAUGGACAUAAAACCCUACAGAUACAAAGGGCAGACUAGGAUAAAUUUCAUAAAUGACAAGUCAUGUAUCUGUCUGUUUCUUUUCAACUUAAAAUUGGAGUAUUUGUGAUGGCUUAUACGGCCUGAUUUAAAAUGUACUGCUAAUGAAAUUACCAUGAAGUCAGAGGAAAAUCCAUUUAAAUGAAUGCCGUAAGGGCUGUAGCUCAAAUUUCAUAAUAUAUGAGUGGGCUUUUUGUUUUUGCUUUUGGAUUUGGUUAUUUAGGUCUCCUCCAUCUAAUGAUUUAUAUCAGCUCUAAAUUUAAACCUAAGAGAUGGUGCUUUGAAAUAGACUUUAUAGUAUGGUGUCACCAUUUAAUUUUACAUUUGUAUUCAGUAUUAUAAGGAAGAUU
Messenger RNA from Fukomys damarensis (Damara mole-rat), 2393 nucleotides. It is a transcript of the gene Eri1, whose product is annotated as exoribonuclease 1. Gene Ontology annotation, cellular component: nucleolus; cytoplasm. Gene Ontology annotation, molecular function: 3'-5'-RNA exonuclease activity; nucleic acid binding. Bases 121 to 1140 code for a protein of 339 amino acids. NCBI's taxonomy places the organism in Eukaryota, Metazoa, Chordata, Mammalia, Rodentia, Bathyergidae. The record is from RefSeq and is a predicted model, not a curated record. The transcript has 7 exons. Gene Ontology annotation, biological process: exonucleolytic trimming to generate mature 3'-end of 5.8S rRNA from tricistronic rRNA transcript (SSU-rRNA, 5.8S rRNA, LSU-rRNA).